CCUUCAGACUCUGUGGAGCAGGUGCAGCUUGGUCCAUCCAGAUGGAGCGUCUCCAGGUGCUGGGAUUCUUCAGCCUCUUCAUCCUCCACGCUGCCCAGAGCUCCUCAAACAGCUCUCAGCCCGUGUACCUGCUGCUGGUUCCCAGGACCCUUCGCUCCGGAGUCCCAGUGUCUCUGAGCGUCUCCGUCCUCAGCGAGGCCGAGGUCCUGGUGUCUGCUCACAUCCUCCAUGGAGACCAGACGCUGUCCUCGGCGUCCACCACUGUGGGAGGAGGUUCAACUGAGCUGCUGACGAUGCCUCCAAUCCUCAAGAGCGACUCCAGCUCCAAGAUCCCCUACAUCCUGGAGGUCAAAGGUCACGUGGGGACCCUCCAAUAUUUCUUCAACUCAACAGAGCUGCGCUUUGACUCCAGAAGCGUCUCCAGCUUCAUCCAGACGGACAAACGGAACUACCUGCCCAGGCAGGCGGUGAAGAUCCGAGUGGUUUCCAUCUAUCCUGAUGGGAAACCGUGCCUCAGCUCCGUGGACGUCACAGUCUCAGAUCCGAGAGGCAACCUGCUGAGACAGUGGUUGUCCAUGGACGGCGUCCUGGGCGUCGUGUCCACAGAGUUCCAGCUGUCUGAGAACCCUCCUCUGGGAGAGUGGACCAUCGGAGCCACAGUCGAUGGUGUUUCAAGCAAGACGAACAUCACCGUGGCUUAUUAUGUGCUGCCAAAGUUUGAGGUGAAGCUGGACGUCCCACAGGUCGUCUUACAGAACGAGUCUCUGUCCGGCUCCGUCACUGCAGAGUACAUGUACGGGAAACCUGUCCAAGGACGCAUGUCUCUCACCUUCUUCCACCACUUCCAUGGGGGUGUAGACACGUACAAUCAAAGUGGAGAGUUUGAGGGCACAGAAGAGUUCAGCUUCUCUCUCCCCGGCUGGAGGAGCAGACCAGCUGUGGAGAUGGAUUUUUAUGAAGGAUUCAUGGAGGAGCCGUUUCUCACCGUCGUGGUGAACGUGACAGAACAUCUCACAGGUCUCACCUAUAACACUUCGGCCAUUGUGUCUCUGGCACAACACAAAUAUAAACUUUCCUUUCACGGCUAUUCCAAAACGUUGAAGCCCUCAUUAACGUUCACUGCCAUGCUGAAGAUAUCAACAUACAACGACCAGCCGCUGUCCCCGGAGGAUCGGAGGAACCUGGUUCAGGUGUCGGUGCUGCAGAGGAAGCAGAGUCUCUGGGACUGGAAAAGGGACGAGAUGUUAGAGAUGAGGCCUCGUGUGUCCAACAUGUCGGGUCCUCAGAUCCCAGAGGAGAUGCCACCUAAAGAAAUGGAGUUUCCAGUUCCUGCAGAUGGAGUCAUCCCGCUCCACGUCCUGGUCCUGAAUGAAACUGAUACAGUCAUCAUUGUUGCAUCUUUUGUGGACGGCCACAGAAUUCUGCAGCUCUACAGGAGCUACACGUCCCCCAGUCACACGUACCUGCAGAUCCAGGAACCCUCCAGCGCGGCCGAGGUCGGUUCUCCCGUCCAUCUGCACAUCCAGCAGAACUUUCCAACAACGGAGAUUCAAUACAUCGUGAUGUCCAGAGGUCAGGUGGUCUCUACAGGUCAGGGCUCCGGUGACCUGACGCUGACCCCUGAGACCUCCUGGGCUCCUCUGGCCUGUGUCCUCGUCUUCUGUGUCCGUCCUGACGGGGAGAUCGUCAACGAUGUGCUGCAGCUGCCAAUCAAACCAGCUCUACACAACCAGGUCUCUCUGAGCUGGAGCCAGGCGGUGACGCAGCCCGGGGGUGAGGUCACACUCCGGGUGGGGGUGGCGGAGCCCGGCUCGCUGGUCGGGAUCCUGGUGGUGGACAAGGCCACGCGGGGGGGGGGAUCCGACAACGACAUCACCAAGACGAGGGUGAUGGAGCAGAUGAGGCAGUUCAGCGUUUCCCCGGCUGACGCCUUCUCUGACAGGUGGACAAUGGGAGAUCCGGCCUCUGUCCUCAAGGUCUGUGAUUUCGUGGCUCUGACCGACGCCAGUUUACACGGGAUGAAAAAUCCACCUUGGCCCAUGUUUCCAGGGGAGGACAUGUUCAUGUUCCAGAACGAGGAUCCAGAGAUGCAGCCGGAUCCACGAGAGCGCCUGAACUUCCCAGAGACCUGGAUGUGGCUGGACACCAACGUGAGUGACUCGGUCACAAAGGAGCUGAGGGUCACUGCACCAGACAGCAUCACCACCUGGGUCGCCACCGCCUUCGUCAUGUCGGAGAAGCUGGGACUGGGCGUGGUCCAGGAGCCUGCCGAGCUCACGGUGUUCCAGGAGUUCUUCCUGUCCCUGAACCUGCCGGCGUUCAUCAUCCGAGGAGAGGAGGUGGUGCUGGAGAUCAUCCUGUUCAACUACCUGCUGCAGGACCUGGAGGUCAUGGUGACGGUGGCGCAGAGCGACACCUUCCAGUUCGUCUUCCCGGACGUGGAGGGCCUCUCCAUGCCCGGCAUCCGGCGGCUGUCCAUGCGGAGCCAGAGCGGGGGGGCCGUCCUCAUUCCCAUCAAGCCACUGGUCCUCGGGGAGAUCCCAGUCUCUGUGAAGGCCAAGUCGCACGCGGCCUCAGACUUCGUGCGCAGGACGCUGCUCGUCAAGGCUGAAGGGAUCGAGCAGACCUUCUCGUCCUCGCUGCUGUUGGAGGUUUCUCCGUCUCAGUCGAGGGUCUCCUCACACGUGGCCUUCAGCUUACCAGCAGAUCUGGUGCCGGGCAGCCAGAGAGCGGAGGUGACGGUGAUCGGCGACCUCCUCGGCCCCUCCCUCAGCGGCCUGGACUCUCUGAUCCAGAUGCCGUACGGCUGUGGCGAACAGAACAUGAUCAACUUGGCUCCGAGCAUCUACGUCCUGCAGUACCUGAACGCCACGGGCCAGGCCGACCCGGCCACCACGGCCCGGGCCACCGGCUACAUGCUGACAGGCUACGAGCGGGAGCUGACCUUCCAGAGGGCGGACAACUCCUUCAGUGCGUUCGGAGACCGCGACUCCUCCGGAAGCACCUGGCUGAGCGCUCUGGUGCUGAGGUGCUUCCUGCAGGCGCGCUCCUUCAUCCCCAUCGACCAGCACGUGCUGCAGGGGACCGCCACCUGGCUGGUCGCCCAGCAGGGGGCCGACGGGAGCUUCCUGGAGGUCGGCCGGGUCAUCCACACCGAGCUCCAGGGAGGUCAGGACAGUCCCGUGUCCCUCACUGCGUACGUCCUCAUCGCGCUGCUGGAGGACGACAGCAUCAAGGCUCAGAUGGGGACCCAGGUGUCCUCGGCGUUGAUGUUCCUGGAGACUCGUCUGGCUCUGGGAGUCUCCAGCAGCUACAGCCUCAGUCUGCUCGGCUACGCUCUGGCUCUGUCCGGCAGCGCCAGCGCCGCCACGGCCGUCAGCCAGCUGAUUGGACGAGCCCAGAUGACCGACGGCGUCCCGGCCUGGUCGUCCCCGGACGCCGGCCUGUCGGCCUCGUGGCAGCCGCGCUGUGCAGACAUCGAGAUGUCGGCCUACCUGCUGCUGACUCUGCACAGACUGGGUCGCAUGGAGGAGGGCGUCGGCCUCCUCAAGUGGCUCAGUCGCCAGCGGAACCACCGCGGAGGAUUCGGAAGCACUCAGGACACGAUCGUCGCCCUCCAGGCCUUGUCCACGGUCGCAGCGUCCAGCGGCUCGCACCACUUCGACCUCAACGUCCAAGUGACCUCGGAGUCGACCGCCGUGGCCUCGUUCCACAUCCACCAGAGCAACUACAUGCUGCUGCAGAGUCAGCAGGUGCAGCCACAGGGGGAGCUGCUGCUGAAUGUGACGGCCGAGGGGCGGGGCCUGGCUCUGUUUCAGCUCACCGUGUUCUACAACAUCAGGAGCGAGAAGCUGAUGAGGAGGAGACGAGAGGUGGACGUGCACGAGGCCUUUCACCUCCUCACGGAUCUGAGGGACCUGGACGCGACCUCCUCACACCUGGAAGUCUGCAGCAGCCUGUCGGAGCAUCACGGUCUGAAUGCGACGGGCAUGGCCAUCCUGGAGGUGGCGCUGCUGAGCGGCUUCACCGUGGCACCGGGCGCCAUCCAGACGGACGAGGUCAUCAAGGCGGUGGAGAUGCAGCCGGGGAAAGUCAUCUUGUACCUGGACUCUGUGACCACGGACGAGAUGUGUGUUUGGAUUCCGAUGAACAUGGAAUUUAAAGUCGCCAAAGUGCAGGAGGCGACUGUUUCCCUCUACGAUUAUUAUGAACCAAGACGGAGGACGGUGAGGACCUACAUGUCUGAGAAGAGGAACUCCAUGUCCUCCUGCUCCUUCUGUGGGGACGACUGCAGCGAGUGUCGAGCGGACGACCGCCCCCCAGGAAGUUCCUCAUCGAGCAGCAGCAGCAGCUUCCUGCUGCUCUUCAUCCCAGCGGCUCGGCUCCUCCUCUUCCUCCUCAACCUGUAAACAGUCAGAGUUCAGGAUGAGAUGUUAAAAGUGAUCACAUGUGACCUGACUUGUUAUUCUCCCUUUACUCAAACGUGUUCUUAGUUUGUUUCCAUAUUCAAACUCAUCACAUGAAAUAUAUUUGCAUUAUGUUAGAAGUGGGUGUGGCUUCGACAAGUCUCCAGGUUUUAAUCAGGUGUCCCUGUGUAUUUUUAAAUUGCUAAAUAUUUGUCAAUUCAAAUAAAGUAAUUCUUUAAGAUUUUAA
Molecule: messenger RNA, 4653 nt
Organism: Platichthys flesus (European flounder)
Lineage: Eukaryota; Metazoa; Chordata; Actinopteri; Pleuronectiformes; Pleuronectidae
Gene: cd109
Product: CD109 molecule
Exons: 33
Coding region: 42-4409 (1455 amino acids)
Cellular component (GO): extracellular region
Molecular function (GO): endopeptidase inhibitor activity
Source: RefSeq, a predicted model, not a curated record